AAGGUAAAACAUUAGAAUAUAAGCCGUCUGCCAGUAUUUCACAUGAUCAAAAACACUCAUUGGAUACAAAUGUUGUUGUGUGUUCAAGAAUCAGUAGUGUUGUGAAAUGUGCAACAUGUAUUUGCCUGGCAGUCUGUCAGCCUGUAUCAUGUGUGAUGGUUACGAUGACACUGCCAUUUCUUUGCCCUGAGAACUGCUUGCACUUUUUACUAACCAUAAUUUAGCUGCCUACCAAUUCUGCCAAUCAAAAGCAAGAAUACUAUUCAGUAAAGUGGUGUGCCAGUAUAACACAGGCCUUGAUUUGUGGAAGGAUGAGCAAGCAGUGUGUAUUAGCUACCAACCUCUUCAUCAUAAUUACAGCAGUUGUCAUAUGAGUAGAUUCUGUCACGUCGAUUAAAAUAACAAAGCGUUUUUAUUAUUUUUUUUCUUCACUUUGUUUUGAGAUCAUGGUGGGUGCCAUGGUGUGACUCAUUUGAUAAGAUAUAGUAGUAAUUAUGGAUCCCUUUAAAAUGCAAACUAAAAUAACCCUUAUGUCAUUUAUAAGAAUGGUGUAAUAUACUAAAUAUAACAGUUGAGGAGUAUAAGCAACACGACAUAGAGUCAUAAACAUAUACAAGACCGGAGUUGUGUGGAUACAGAAAAGUGGCAUCUUUGAUGCAAUUUUUCUGCAAAUCUUAUACAUUGGUGUAUGUUUGGGGGGGAUGGGUGUGUUUGUGUGUUACAUGAUAACCAGCACGUCUUCCUCUGUGUGAUGGUUAUGGAACGCUGUGUAGCUGUGGUAUUUUUAGACCAGCCUAGUAGAAAAAGUGAAGCUGGGGGUCUACAUAAACAGAGGCUUGGAUUGGCAUGUAAAGUAUCAGAGCGGGUCACAGUACCCUGAACAUUAAUCUUAGCUUCGGUUUGAACUCAAAGGCUGGAGCGUAGAGCUAUUUCUUCACAACUUGAUGGUCAUAUUCUGGAAGAUGAUGGAGAAAAAUCUUGGAUCAGGCUUAAGCUGGGAGCUGGUGGACUCGGGUCAGGAGAGCAGGUCUGGAGCAGAAGCUCAGCUUACAGACUGCUGGAUGAGCAUCAAACUGUUCCUUGAGGAGACAUCUUCUUUCAAAAAGCAGAAUCCAGGAAAGUUUUGUCUUCUGGUAUGCAGCUUGUGUUUUUUCUUGGCUAUACUGGGCAAUUACAUUCCAGGAGUUGUUAUUUCCUAUAUUAUAGUGCUAGGAAUUUUCCUGUGGCCUCUAGUGUCAUCACAUGAGUUUGGGAUGUGGCUGGAACCGGUUCUGCAGAAACUGAACUUUGGCAUUGGGCACUUCCUACAAAAGAUUAAAGAGAAUCAUGAAAAAAGAUUGCUCCAAGCAGAAGUUGAGAAAGAAAACAUCGAAGCUGAUCUGUCUUCAAUGUUCCCUAAGCUGGACUCCACGGUGUGUAGGGAGCUGUCUGUAUCAGACACAGAAGUCUCUGAAGUAACAUGGACUGAUAAUGGAACCUUUAACUUAUCAGAAGGACACACACCUCAGACAGAAGACUCAGAGGAUUUAGAUCAUCGCAGUGAGGAGGAGGUGUUCUCUGGUGGCCUCACUGACUUCCCCUCCCUGGAUAAUGGUGUAGGGACGAAUGGGGAUGAUGAGGAUCUGAGCAUUGGCCUGCCGAUCACAUACAUCUCCCAGCAAAGAGAUGCUCAAGGGACAGCUGUAAGGGAUGAGGCUGCAGUGUCUCAAGCUUUGGGACUUCUACAGAGGACGGCCGAGAACGCCAUCACAGCAGCAGUUACUGCUGCUAUACAAGAGCGACUGGAGUCAGCGAUUGCUGAAAAUACAGACAGUGAGGCUGAGGACUUUGAGUUGCUCGACCAGUCUGAGCUUGAACAUCUGGAGGGCGAGCUAAAGCUGGAAAAAGGAAGCGGUGAGCCUCGUUCCAAAGAUGCCAAAAACACAGGUUUUUUCUCCAAACUCCUGGGGAACCAGUAAUCUUUACAACUGGGCAAAAGCAUGGGCAGAAAACAGUCCUAGAGACUAGGGAAGGUCCAGAUUAAUGACGGUAUUCCAUUGUUUUUUUUUUUUUAAUCAAUGUUUUAAUUAAAUCAUCUUGCAGUAAAUUCCAAAACCAUAGAGAAAUGAUGCUUCUUGUACAGUCAUGUGAGAUGAUGGGAAGCAGGGUUUAAUAUUUUCAUUUUUUUUUUAUAUAUAUUCUACAUAGUGAAGUGAUUUCAGAACUGGUCCCCAUUUUAAAAGAAUUGUGUUCUAUGAGACCUCUUUCAUGUGUAUGUGUGAAUUUGUAAUGUAAAACAUUUGUGAUAUAUAUAUAUAUAUAUAUAUAUAUAUAUAUAUAUAUAUAUAUAUAUAUAUAUAUAUAUAUAUAUAUAUUAUUUUUUUUUUUCAUUUUUAAGGAAAUGAUAAUGAUUAUAUUUCAAACUACAACUACAGCCAAAAGUAACUUUGCAAAACACCAUUUACCUUAAACCAAACCCCUAUGUAAAAAAAUGGUGUCAAAUGAUUGUAUUAUACAAGCAGUUUUUUGCAUUCAAUUCACAUUCAGUUAACAGUGAUAUCGCUCUUCGACUUGUAUUCGUAGAUAGUACUGUAAUAUCUCCAAAACCAAUACAACAUACACAAUACAACAUAAAUAUUUUUCUCAACACAAACUUGUUCAACAUGUGACAUUUUUAUUUCUUUUUCUUGCGGAUGCCAACUUAAUAGAAUUGUUAGACGGAGAUUUAUAUUAUAUGCCGCCAACUUUUUUAAUUUUUUUUAUUAAAGUAUGUGAACCAUGUGCACAUCAUCUCCUCUCAGCACCUUCCUACCUUAUAAUAUACACGGCACCAAAGCCAAAGAGACAAAUCCUCUAAAAAGAUGACAAUCAAGAUGACAAAAGUAGGGUUUCAACAUGAAUUUUAACUAUAUCAUAACUAUAAAAUUGUAUACAUCUGUAACUCAAGCAGAUAAUCAUGAGAUAUCUACUUCUUAUGUUACCUAAUUUGUGUUUUGGGCUUUGUGUUCUUUUUUAAUUAACCAUUGUUUUAGAGUUGGUGUCCCAGUACAAGACUGUGCAUGAAUAAUCCAUUAAUUUGUAUUUGCACCUUAUUUAUACAGCAAUGCAACUAGGCAUGAGAGCACGCUGACACUGAGCUGAAAUUUUAGUUUUGAAUAGUUUCAUUUGGAAAAAAUAUAUAAUCUGUGCCCCAUCUAUCUAUCUAUCUAUCUAUCUAUCUAUCUAUCUAUCUAUCUAUCUAUCUAUCUAUCUAUCUAUCUAUCUAUCUAUCUAUCUAUCUAUCUAUCAUCUAUCCAUCCAUCCAUCCAUCCAUCCAUCCAUCCAUCCAUCCAUCCAUCCAUCCAUAUAGUAAGGAGAUUGGCAAGAAACCCCUUAUUCAUAAGAGAGGUCAGAGGAAAAUGGUCAGGUUGGUUCAACCUACCAGUCAAGAUAUAGAAACUCUUUUAAUCACACUUUACAUCCAUGUAGACCAUCAUAUUGAGUUUCUUUUCUCUCAGCCAAUAACAAGAAUCUAUUGUGAAGGAUAUCAUGGGCAAAGGUCCACCAAACUAGACAAAUUAAGAUUGUUCUUUUUCUGGUCUUGCCACUAUUAACCUGUAUCUGCAAGGUCCAUUUAUAUCUUCUGGUCCAGUUUUAGACAGUUAUGGACAAUUGUAAACAGAUUUGGUUGCAUUUUGUUACAAAAAGAAAUUCAAACGGAUCAAAGGAAAAAGGAUGGUUGACAAAUAGCCCCAUUUGACUCCUCCUUAUAUCCACAAUACUGAUAAUUCUAUACGUUUAAAACUUCUCGUAAUUCUGUAAGGUACUUUAUCUCUUUCUUUCUUUAAAUUCAAUUUCUAAUUGUACUAUGACUUGUACUAUGAAGUAAUGUAAGCUACCUAAACUCUUCUAGUAACACAAUGACUUAACAUGGACUUUUCUAAUGUUCUUAUUAUUUUGAACACUAUACAAAAGAAAGAGAUUUGUUUCAGUGUCGGUGUGAUUCCAAAUGCAUCUGAAUGUACUAUUUAUUCCUUUCUUCACUCCUGAUAGAUUACUUCACAUACAUAUGAUUGCCUGAUUGCCUUAUAUGCCUGUGUGAAUUGUGUGUCAGAAUGAAAGAAUAUUAAAAAUAUUGUAAUGUGUAUGUAAAUAUUCUUAAAAUGUGAUUAAAAUAUGAAUAUUUAAA
Silurus meridionalis is the source of this 4147-nucleotide messenger RNA. It is a transcript of the gene retreg1, whose product is annotated as reticulophagy regulator 1. Lineage: Eukaryota; Metazoa; Chordata; Actinopteri; Siluriformes; Siluridae. Gene Ontology annotation, biological process: negative regulation of neuron apoptotic process; reticulophagy. The record is from RefSeq and is a predicted model, not a curated record. Gene Ontology annotation, cellular component: endoplasmic reticulum membrane. The transcript is spliced from 7 exons. The coding region runs from base 945 to 1958 and encodes 337 amino acids.